Molecule: messenger RNA, 1438 nt
Organism: Eurytemora carolleeae
Lineage: Eukaryota; Metazoa; Arthropoda; Copepoda; Calanoida; Temoridae
Product: RAD52 motif-containing protein 1
Exons: 6
Coding region: 24-779 (251 amino acids)
Cellular component (GO): nucleolus
Molecular function (GO): RNA binding
Source: RefSeq, a predicted model, not a curated record
AUUUCAGAUUCUUUGAUUUUAAAAUGGUUGACGUUGAAAUUAUAGAGAUGUAUAUUCCAAAUAGUCCUUCCACGCUCAUCUAUAUACCUGGGAUCACCAGCUCUUUAACCCAACCGGAGCUAUAUUCAACCCUCCAUCAAACCUUCUCUAAGUUCGGGUUACUUUAUCAGGUGAGUGUUAAGAAUGUAGAUUCCGAAUACUACACAUACAUCAGAUACUACUCAGCCCGCGCUGCGAGUAGAGCUAGAGCUGCUGCACUCAGAGGAGAGAUCGCAAUAAAGGAUUCUGGACCAGUCCGUGUGACAGGGUUGUCAAGAUCAGGGUUUCCUAAUGUUCCUUUAUCACGAUAUAAAUGUGAAGAGUUGGCCAACUUCUACUUAGGAUUCAGUGGGUGGCGAAGUAAGGUUCUAUAUCACAGGAAGGAAGAAUCUGAUCCACUGAUGGUUAAAUACGUGUCAGUUGUUAGUCUUGAGUUCCCUCGAGAUAGUGUGAGCUGUGAAGGAGCAGGGUUAUGUGAACAACCUCUAGCUUCGGCAGAAGAAGAAGGUGAUAGCUAUAUUGAUAUUAUAACAAAAACUGCAAAACGAAGUCUUGGAGAGGCUUUCCUAGCGGCCUGGGGAAAAGUUCUGUUGAUUGUUGUUGAAGGAAGCAAGGUUCAGGUGCAGAUAAAUACAACAAAAGAAGAUCAGUUCUUAUAUAAUCCUGUCUGGGAUGAACCUGUUGUAUCUGUGUCUGAGGUUGAGUACACGCAGGAUGCAGAGAAUGAAGACGAGGUUUGACGAGAAAGGAACGGAAAAUGAGUUUCUAAUCCUACGCGACGGCUGGAAUCAAACUCGUACGAUUAUUCGGAACUUGAAUAUUAAUGCGUAAUUAUUUAUUAAUUAAUUAAUAAUCAAAGAUCGCUACAAUGCUACAAAUGACAUUUGAAGGAGCUGUAAUAAGUUUGACUAAGGUCCUUGUAUAGAAUAUUUUGUGUGGGCUUGUCGCUAUUUAGAUACAAUUUUGUUUGAGGAGAACUUGGGGCUAGCCAACCGUCCCAAUCACAAUACAGUACAUCUCAACUUCGACUUAUUAAAGUUGCGGUGGUUUAAAUUCUACAACUACAUUUACGAUUACAGCUCGCGACUGAGGUAGUAUACUUAUAGUAUGGCUGUUAUGAUAUAUUUGUUUUUGUUUACAUAAAAACCAGUUCAUUGGCUGUAUAAACACGUCGCAGUACACAUUAUACUACUGGAUAAACAAUCCUACUUUAAAGUAUAAUUCUAUACAUUCAGCAAGAUCUUGCUGAAUGUAUAGAAUGUACAAUGUACAAUGUACAAUGUAAAAACCUACUGAGAUUGAGAUAAAGAUAAAAUGAUAAAUGAAUUGUGAUCUACAAACUUCUUGUGAUAUAAUAUCUGUGAUUAAAUUGAUAAAAUACACAUGGCUGUAUUGGGAA